Yamadazyma jaroonii is the source of this 477-nucleotide messenger RNA. The record is from the annotation of a GenBank genome assembly. NCBI's taxonomy places the organism in Eukaryota, Fungi, Ascomycota, Pichiomycetes, Serinales, Debaryomycetaceae.
AUGGAUGCUGUUACCAUUUUGGAGAAGUAUUUCGAAUCCAAGGCUAAUGUUGAUGAUAUACUUAACUUAAAGGUCGGAAAGAAGUUAUUCCCAAAAGAUACCGACCAGAAUAGUGUUAAUAAAGUGUUACAAUGCUUACAACGAGAUAGACUGGUGAUUAUGGAUACCAUUAAGAAUAAUAUUCGUCAUGAAUUCUCCGUACCUAUCAAGGAUAUUAUAGGAGAGAUAGAAGAGUUUGAUGAAGCUAUACAAGACACUCAUACUGUCAAUCUGCUAUUACGGAAGUUACAAGGAGUGGAAGGGACAAUGAGAUCUCAAUGUGACAGUCUAGAUGUACAGAUAGACAGUGUAACUAAAGACAUAGAGUUGUUGAACGAGCAACUCAAGCAAAUAGAGGGAGACCUGACCUCCAUAGAAGAUGCGGUGAAGGCAGUGGAGUUAUUGGAUGAAAUAAUUCAUCCAGUAAAUACUCACUAA